Molecule: messenger RNA, 3231 nt
Organism: Colias croceus (clouded yellow)
Lineage: Eukaryota; Metazoa; Arthropoda; Insecta; Lepidoptera; Pieridae
Exons: 17
Coding region: 141-2801 (886 amino acids)
Source: RefSeq, a predicted model, not a curated record
CUUCCAACAUAUAACCACCCCUUGAAAAGCACUCCGAAUUCAAGACUAUUUCGUUCCCUUAAAUAAAUAAUAUAUCACAAUAUUUAGUACAUACUAAUACAUAUUAUAAACAAUAUUUGAUACAUAUUUGAAAUGAUAAAAUGUCUGAAAAAUACGAUUCUAAUGCUUUAUGGGUUGCCCUUAGUGAGUAUGGAGAAGGCAAUCUGUUUAAUGUAUAUCCAAAGCUUCUUGCUGAGUUGCUUAUGCAGGAAGAUGCUGCGAGAUUGGAAGGGGAUACCAGUGAGGCCGAGAGGCUGGUGCUGCCCAGUGAUAAGGAAUGGAGACUGACACAGUACUUCAACCUUGUAGCAAUGCAAAAGACAUUGGACGAUGAGGAGCUUGAAAAUGCUGAUAAAAGUAAAACUACUGAAGAAGUACCAGAAGAAUGGGCGCCAUGGAACUUGGUGAUAGCCACCAAGAAUCCCAACGCGCCUCCACCAGUUGCCAUCAAGACUGCUCCUGGUCCGGCGUGGGAUAUAGGCCAGGUUCUGAAAGCUGCGCGGAUUUUAUGUAAACCUCCAUUGGGAGUGCAGUUUGGCGACGAACAGGAAAUGAGAUGUGUUUACUCACUCAUUUAUGAUGUAUUUCGAUAUAAAACAAUAUUAGACCAAGCGAUCGACGAUGUGGAUUUCUUUGGAGACUACCCUCAGUUUGCAGAACAUAGACACACAACAUGGCUCUUCCUUAUGGAACUAGCCAGACGAAGAUGGGUUGCACGUCCGCGUGGUGAGAUAGAACGGGCGACGAAACUUUUGAAAGAAGCUGGUUCUCCUUUCAUAGACGUGGAGAAUGCGAUCUGGGAUGAAAGGGUGCAUUUUGCCGCUGCUAUUGCUAGGAUUCGGAUAAAGAAUAAAGCUUUUUCACUAUCGGAUCUUCUCCCGCCACAUUUGCGAGAAGAGAAAAUAUCAGCAUGUGUCAAUAAGGAUACAGUCACCGGAUGGGUAAACACAUUUAAAGCAAAAAAAGUCGCAUUGCUUGUCAAGAAGCUACAAACAUUGGGAUAUUCCUAUAGUAAUUCGCGUCAAUUGUGUGCAGGAGAGUACAGAUUUGAUCGAGUAUGUCCUAGAUUUAUAACAUUACGCCCACCCGAAAACAUAAGCAUCGGCCAGUUAGACUUGGUAAAAGAAGGAGUAAUAGUAUUACAGGAGAGAGAAUUCUGCGAAGGUGCAUCCACACUGUGCCGUGCAUUGCGUGCCAAUUCACUCCGCGGCGUAGUAGCACAAACACACGCGUCCUCGCCCCGCUGCUCCGCGUACUUGGCGGCGCAGUUGCGGGAAUUAGCCGCCGUGCUGAAGGCACAGACGCCGGCCGCGCCUGUCACGCCCGAGCUGGGCAGGCUCGUGGUGUUUGGCGCUGGUGAUAAAGUGGAGAGCUACGUGUGCGCACUUCGCGAGCUCGGCAUAGAUGCGUCAGAGGCUCCACACUCCGAGUCGCCCGUAUGCGUGGUCGGCGACGCGGUGCACAGCGAGACGGCGGCGGUGGCCAGCGCGCUGGACGGCGUGGUGGCUGCACUGGCAACGCCGCCCAACUCGUACUCGGCUGUCACAGAUCCUAUCGAUCUUGUGUGCGGACGUGGAGGAGAUCUGGCUAUGCUUGAGGUUCUAACAGAAUCUGAAAUAGACUCGAAGGGAAAGCAACGUGUACAAUCCAUUCUAGAAGAACAGAAGAAGACACUCAAAACAUUAAUGUCUAAACCCCAGAUUCAGUUAAUCCUUUACGAGACCCACUCAGCGUUAGAAGCGGAAAAUCAGGCGCAAGUGAACCGCGCCGUGGCCGAAGCGAACCGGCUUGCGAGGGAACGUCACGCAUUGCUCAGGAAGAAACAUAGAGAUCAUACACAUACACCAAAAUCAAAAGAAGGUGCUGAAACGAUGGUCACAGAUUCCUGUACAACAUUAGAUCGCACUUCCCAAUCGGAUUUGGACAAAGUCGAACCGUCAGACACCACUUCAUAUGACCAGUCUCCCAAAAGGCCGAUGUCCUCCCCACCGACCACUGCUAGAAACAGAUCAGACAGCAGAGAGACGAUUUUGAAGAAGCGGGCAGAAAGCGCAAAUGUGGUUGGGUGCCGGCCAACGACCAAUAGAGCUCGACCUAUUCCGGAAAUGGACGUUCCAGAAAAUGAUAAUGUUCCCAGAGAUCCUGAUAAAGAUAGUCCUGAUGUUUAUGUUCCAAGCUGUGAUUUAUUUGAAGUACAAACACUGCCUAAUUUAGGAAACGGAUUAGAUAUUAACUACAUUUUAGAUAGAGAUGGAUGCUACCUUGGCCUCAUACAAAGAAAGGAGAUCACGCGGCUCGACGCUAAGUAUAUGAUACGCGUCGCGGAGCAGCGCGGCCUCUUCGGGCAGAGCGCGCCGCAGCAGCCCGCGCGCAGGAAGAAAAACGAACCGGCCACUGUUACACCUAGACGAAGGAGACGCAAAACUAGUUUUGAGGUGGAACGCGUCGCGGCGCCAACAUACGCGUCGUUAUCGCGCUCGAUGCGGCGCGGCAACGUCGCGGUCGACCCGCGCGCGUCGCCCUACAGCGAGGAGGAGCACGUGUGCUCGCGGCACGUGCGCAGGCACGCGGCCGCUGCUACGUAUACCGCGACUGCGUGCACGUGUGACGCGAAGCAUAGACACUCCCAACCACGUCGUGCAUCCGCAGACGCAGAUCUCGCCACUGUAGUACGCCCCGCGUCACCACCAUGUCGCCAACCUUUCCCUCUAGUUGUACACGACUUGCGACUCAAGAACAUCGUGCAUAAGAUUUCUGUUUAGACUUUUUUUUCUUUUAUCGAGACUGUAACGCGCGUGUAUCCUUGUUCCAUUUUUAAAUCUUGACAGUUGUCUAUGUCAAUAGUAUUGUCUAUUGAUGUAGACAACGUUAUCAGGUGCGUCUUUGUGAAGGUUGAAAAUUAGAAUAGCACAAAAAAAAUGUUGAAUCAAGUCAUCUCGAUAUGCAAGCUGAGGGUCUUUUAAAAAGUGCGUAUUUUUCAUAAUACGCUUUCAUUUUAGCGAUUAAUUCUACAAAAAAGCAUAAUGGAAAUAUAAAAAAAUGCUUUAUAGAAUAUUAACAACAAUAAUUAUUAUUUUACAAAAUUCCCGAGCUUAUUGCAUAUUUUUAUUCUAUUUAUGUGUUUAAUUUCAUAAUUUUGUUGUGCUCGUCGUUUUCUCGCGUGAUUUUCAAAAUUAUACAAAUAGGUUAUUA